GAGGCCAGGAAAGCCGAAAACAAGUGAAGACAUGUUUGGCGUUGAAGGAUCUUUCCGACAACUCCAGAUGGAUUAACUAAUAACGCCAACUUGGUUUUUAUAUACACAUGCAUCAUGUCUGUUGCCGUUCGACCUCUUCCCCCAGAACUAGUAGAGAAGGCGAAAGCAGACCUUUUUGAAGAUGCUAAUAAACUUCAAGACAGCAUACAGCAUCUCAAGGAUUGGAUUGCUAAACAACCCCAUUUGAAAGCUAGAACAGAUGAUCAAUGGCUUGCAGCAUUUCUACGAGGAUGCAAAUUCAGUUUGGAACGAACGAAAGAGAAGCUUGAUCUCUAUUAUUCAUUAAAAGUAUUUACAUCUGAACUCAACACACUCAAUCAUAGAGAUUCUAAAUUUAUGGAAAUUCUUAAAUUAGGAAUAACUGUAGUCUUGCCAAAGACAGAAAAAAUAACCGAUCCUAGAGUUAUCUUGAUUAGAAGUGGAAUGUAUUCUCCUGGACAAUACACCAUCGGAGAAAUUUUAUCAAUUGCCAAUGUCAUACAAAAGAUAAUGUACCUUGAAGAUGAUCAGCUUAUGGUAAACGGUGGUAUAUCCAUUAUGGACUUAAAGGGCACGAGUAUGGCGCAUUUUACUCAGUUUACACCUACGAUAAUGAAGAAAAUGGUUGUCGCUGGCCAAGAUGCAGCACCUGUUAGGAUGAAAGCAGCUCAUUAUAUUAAUAUGCCUUCUGGUUUUGAGACUUUAUUCAAUGUUGGUAAAACUUUUAUGAACGAGAAAAAUAGGAACAGAUUGCACGUUCACGGCAGAGAUUACGAAUCACUCUACAAAUUUGUGUCUAAAGACAUUCUACCAGCUGAAUAUGGAGGUAAUGGUGGUACUAUUGAAGAAAUAACAGACUACUGGGCAACGAAAAUAGAAGAAUAUAGACACUGGUUGGAUGAAGAAGAGAAGUACGGUACAGAUGAGUCUAAGAGACCCGGAAAACCAAAAACAUCAGAAGACUUGUUCGGAGUUGAAGGAUCUUUUAGGAAACUAGACUUUGAUUGAAGAAGGAAACUGCUUUUAAAAGGGCAGAGAGACAAGUAAAUUCUAUUAAGUACAUUGCACAUUGCAUUUUGGAGUUCGUAUGCACUGUAUUAUUAGUUUUAAUAAAAUUUUGUAUAUUUGUUAAUGUAAUUAUUUUUGAUUAUUAAUACAAAACAUCUACAUUUAUAACAUUUACAUUUAUUAUGGCAAAUUUACUUUAUAUGGUGUGACCAAAGGGUCUGUGCGCUAGCGAUGCGCGACUUGGAAUGUUACUAAUACUAAUCAUUCGAAUGGGCAAAUCAUUCGGAUAAGUCGAAUCCAAGCACAAUCAUUCGACUCGAGUAGAAUAAUUUAUCAAUACCGAAUGCCUUAUAGUCAGUUGGGUGCACGAGUCGAAUGAUUAUUAUAUCGGAACACCUAAUUCAUCAUGUCCAUAUCAGAAAAUAUCCCAGUCCCCGUCACAUUUACAGUGUUUACCAUAUGUCAGAGAGGGCUAGAUGAUUACGAGCAGUAAUGCUCUAUGGAAUCUAUGGAUUAAUACUACUAAUUAGUAAUGAAUGAUCAUUGAAAUCAUUCGAAUACGAAAAUUAGUUGGUUACUAAUUUGACAUUCGAAUGACAGGAUUAGCGAUUACUAAUGUGUCGAAUAUUGAA
Hyposmocoma kahamanoa is the source of this 1679-nucleotide messenger RNA. Its product is annotated as alpha-tocopherol transfer protein-like. Gene Ontology annotation, molecular function: phosphatidylinositol bisphosphate binding. The transcript has 8 exons. The record is from RefSeq and is a predicted model, not a curated record. Lineage: Eukaryota; Metazoa; Arthropoda; Insecta; Lepidoptera; Cosmopterigidae. Gene Ontology annotation, cellular component: membrane. Bases 115 to 1047 code for a protein of 310 amino acids.